Messenger RNA from Apodemus sylvaticus (European woodmouse), 2956 nucleotides. RefSeq names its product uridine monophosphate synthetase (gene Umps). The record is from RefSeq and is a predicted model, not a curated record. Gene Ontology annotation, biological process: 'de novo' UMP biosynthetic process; 'de novo' pyrimidine nucleobase biosynthetic process. The transcript has 6 exons. Gene Ontology annotation, molecular function: orotidine-5'-phosphate decarboxylase activity; orotate phosphoribosyltransferase activity. Bases 57 to 1502 code for a protein of 481 amino acids. NCBI's taxonomy places the organism in Eukaryota, Metazoa, Chordata, Mammalia, Rodentia, Muridae.
GGGUGACGUCACGGCCCCGAGCUCCUGGGCUUCCAGAGCGAACUGAGCGCGCGAGAAUGGAGGUCGCCCGCCAAGCCCUGGGCCCCUUGGUCUCCGAGCUGUACGACGUGCAGGCUUUCAAGUUCGGGAGCUUCGUACUGAAGAGCGGGCUCUCCUCCCCAGUCUACAUCGACCUGCGGGGCAUCGUGUCACGCCCGCGUCUUCUGAGUCAGGUCGCAGACAUUUUAUUCCAAACUGCCAAAAGUGCCGGGAUCAGUUUUGACAGUGUGUGUGGAGUUCCUUAUACAGCGUUACCACUGGCGACGGUUAUCUGCUCAGCCAAUCAUAUUCCCAUGCUCAUUAGGCGGAAGGAAACAAAGGAUUACGGUACCAAGCGCCUUGUAGAAGGAGAGAUUAAUCCGGGGCAGACCUGUCUGGUCAUUGAGGAUGUCGUCACCAGCGGGGCCAGUGUCUUGGAGACUGUUGAAGUUCUUCAGAAGGAGGGUCUAAAGGUGACUGAUGCCAUCGUGCUGCUGGACCGAGAGCAGGGAGGCAGGGACAAGCUGCAGGCUCAGGGCAUCCGCCUCCACGCAGUGUGCACCCUGUCGCAAAUGCUGCACAUUCUCCAGCAGCAGGAGAAGAUCGACGCGGAGAUGGUCGGGAGAGUGAAGAGGUUCAUUCAGGAGAACGUCUUCUCAGCAGCUAAUCAGAACGGUCUUCCCCCUCCUGAGAAGAAAGCGUGCAAAGAACUCAGCUUUGGUGCUCGAGCGGAGCUGCCUGGAAUCCACCCGCUUGCCUCAAAGCUGCUCAGGCUAAUGCAGAAGAAGGAGAGCAAUCUGUGUCUGUCUGCUGACGUGUCGGAGGCCAGGGAGCUGCUGCAGCUAGCAGAUGCCCUGGGGCCCAGCAUCUGCAUGCUCAAAACUCAUGUCGAUAUUCUGAAUGAUUUUACUCUGGAUGCGAUGGAGGAGUUGACGGCUCUGGCGAAACGCCACGAGUUCUUAAUAUUUGAAGACAGGAAAUUUGCUGACAUAGGAAACACAGUUAAAAAGCAGUAUGAAAGUGGCGUCUUUAAAAUAGCUUCCUGGGCAGAUGUGGUCAAUGCGCACGUGGUGCCAGGCUCAGGAGUGGUGAAGGGCUUACAGGAAGUGGGUCUGCCUUUGCAUCGAGCGUGCCUGCUCAUUGCGGAAAUGAGCUCUGCCGGCUCCUUGGCCACUGGGAACUACACCAAGGCAGCAGUUGGGAUGGCUGAGGAGCACUGUGACUUUGUCAUUGGCUUUAUCUCUGGCUCCCGAGUCAGCAUGAAACCAGAGUUUCUUCACUUGACCCCAGGAGUCCAGUUAGAAACAGGAGGGGAUCACCUUGGCCAGCAGUACAAUAGUCCCCAAGAAGUGAUUGGCAAACGGGGUUCUGAUGUCAUCAUUGUAGGCCGGGGAAUACUUGCAGCCGCUGACCGCCUGGAAGCCGCAGAGAUGUACAGAAAGGCCGCCUGGGAAGCUUAUUUGAGUAGACUUGCUGGUCAAUGAGAAGACACCGAAAAUGGGUGGUGUCCCCAAAGCCGCUGGCUUCAAAGAACAGUGCGCAGGGCCCUGCCGAGGGUCACUGAGGUCAGACCCUGGAGCUUCGUGUCAUGUCUUACUUGUAAUCACUGCAUUGGUACUGAAAUGAGCUCAUCUUAAAGCUUUCAUUGAGACUGGUAUUUGUUUGGCAGCUGCUACCUUUCAGAUUCCUUGGGCUAGACCGCUUAAUUCUUUUAAUAGCAGUGAGACUCAGUCACAUACAUCUAAUGUUAGCUGCUUCCCUCUUUCAGCGCCCUGAAGCUCGAUCCUUGAGUGGAGCAGGAGUUCUAGUUCAUUCUACUCAGCAAUCGGUGUAGAAAGUCAGUCACAGUUUCCUCUUGCUGCGUCUGGAUGGUAGGCCUCUGCAUCUAAGAAGUCAGUGUGGCACCCAGUCUACACAUCUAUAAGGUUAGCAACUGCACACACUCAGCAAGGACCCAUGCAUUCUCUAGAAAAGUGGAAUCAAAGUAGCUACAGCAGGUGCUUGAAGGAGUCUGACUGCAUCAUGAUCCCAUCACCUUAGAGCAUAAGGCAUGAGUCUCAGGGUGGGGUCGAGCUGAUGUCUGAGAAAAGCUGUCAGGGUCUAAGGGAACGUCCGUCCCUUCUAGGCUUUAGCAUGGACUUAGUCUUAAUCUGCAGCAGCUCCACCUGCGGUUCCAGGAGUCCAAAGGGACCUUUCAGUUGUAAGAUGCAGACCUAAAUGAGGCCCUGAAGUUAACUUCACGCACACCUGCUUUAGAGCAGUCACAAGGAAAGAUACAUUAGCGCAAUGCAUUAGGCCCUGUUAAUUCAGAUCAGCAUUUGGGGAAAUAGGAAAAAAAGUCCUCUGGAGGAUAGACUUACUGUAUCUAUUCCACCCAUUAAAACUAACUACAGUACCUUUGGCCAAGUCAGCUCAUCUUAAAAUAAUGUUAAAUGCUGUCUGCUUUUCGAGAUGGCUGGGCAUGGUAGUUUCAUAAUUAAUAGCUACAUAAUUUAUCCGAGAAAAUGGCUUUGUCACUGCAGAUGUCUUCAAUGUUUAUAAAUAAGAUGUUCCCCAGUGGACUUAACUGCUCCUGUCACAGUGGCCGCCCUGCUUGUCUGUAAGCAAAAACCAGACUUACACAAGAAUAAGUUUAUGCUCCACUGAAGGUGGCAGUGCUGUGAGUUCCUCUUGUAAGUUCCUCUUCUGAGUUCCUCUUCAGCGGUCCAUCAGCGUGCCAGAUGUUAUUUGUCAAUGUGACACAAAUGUAUCUGGGAAGAGAGAAUCUUACGAGAGGAAAUGCCUCUAUAAGAUUGUGCUACGGACACUCCUGUGAGGGCAUUUUCUUGUUUAAUAUUUGAUGUGAGAUGGAAGAGCCCAGUCCACAGUGGGCAGUGCCACCCCUAUUCGGGUAGUCUGGAAUUAUAUAAAGAAGGCUAAGCAAGCCAGUAAGAACAUC